CCGCGGGUUUCGACGCACACGGUGUGCGACUCAUUCAUCUGAUCCACACGAAGUUGAGUCUUUCUCUGUUGCUUUGACUCUACGGCCUCAAGGGAACAGCGAUGAUGGUUUCUCUGAAACGAGAAAGAGAAGUUGAGGUGGACGACGACGACAGCGACGACGGAGUGGCAGCUAAAGUAGGACGAGGACGUGUAGUAGAAGACCGGAGAAGUCGCCACUGCCCGUAUCUAGACACCAUAAACAGGAGUGUGUUGGACUUUGACUUUGAGAAGCUCUGCUCCAUCUCUCUGUCCCACAUCAACGUCUACGCCUGCCUUAUAUGUGGGAAAUACUUCCAGGGUAGAGGACUGAAGUCCCAUGCCUACACCCACAGCGUACAGUUUACCCACCAUGUGUUCCUCAAUCUGCACACACUCAAGUUUUACUGUCUGCCAGACAACUACGAGAUCAUCGACUCUUCACUGGAGGACAUCACUUAUGUGCUAAAGCCAACUUUCACCAAGCAGCACAUUUCAGGACUGGACAAGCAAGGGAAACUGUACCGAGCCUAUGAUGGUACGACAUACCUACCAGGCAUUGUUGGGCUCAACAACAUCAAAGCUAAUGACUAUGCCAACGUGGUGUUACAGGCUUUUUCCAACGUUCCACCUUUGCGAAACUACUUCCUGGAGGAGGAAAACUACAGAGGAAUCCGCAGGCCACCGGGGGACAUCAUGUUCCUCCUGGUGCAGAGGUUUGGGGAGCUGAUGCGCAAACUUUGGAAUCCAAGAAACUUCAAGGCCCACGUGUCUCCCCAUGAGAUGCUUCAGGCCGUGGUGCUGUGCAGCAAGAAGAACUUCCAAAUUACCAAACAAGGAGAUGCUGUGGACUUCAUGACGUGGUUCUUGAAUGCUCUGCAUGGGGCGCUUGGAGGCACAAAGAAAAAGCCAUGUGAGUAGGAGAAUUAAAGAUGUUUUCUCCUACGUUUCAGAUCACUCACAUGACAGUUUUUUCCACCGGAGGAGAAAGAGGCAUUACUUGUGACGGAGGAAUACCAGGAACAGAUGUCUGAGUCCACCUUCCUGUUUCUGACACUUGACCUCCCAACAGCUCCACUGUACAAGGAUGAGAAAGAGCAGCUUAUCAUCCCCCAGGUCCCUCUCUUCAACAUCCUGGGCAAGUUCACUGGCAGCACAGAGAAGGAAUACAAAACCUACAAAGAGAAUUUUCUCAAAAGGUUCCAGUUGACCAAACUUCCUCCGUACCUAAUUUUUUGCAUCAAAAGAUUCACCAAGAACAACUUCUUUGUGGAAAAGAACCCAACAAUUGUCAACUUCCCCAUCACGAACGUAGACCUUCGUGAGUACUUGACAGAAGAAGCUCAAGCUACAGAGAAGUGCACAACUUAUGACCUCGUCGCCAACGUAGUGCAUGAUGGGAAACCCACUGAGGGAGCGUACAGAAUACAUGUUCUGCAUCACGGAACUGGGAAGUGGUACGAGAUGCAGGACCUUCAGGUGAUCGACAUUCUCCCCCAGAUGAUCACGUUGUCAGAAGCCUACAUCCAGAUCUGGAAGAGACAAGAGUGUGCUGAUGACACAAACAACCACACAGAGGCGUAAGCGAGCCAGGAUUUUCUUCUUCACUGUGAAUGGCCUGAAGUGAUUUCACCAUUAUGAGAUGAACUGGGUAUUUAAGUGAUUGAAUCUAACAAUAUAGAAAAAGAGUGGUGAGAGAGCAUCAAGACUUUGUGUUUAUAGUCACAAAAAAGCAAAUACAUGUAAAUGUUUCCAUGUUUUUUUCACUGUUUUAUCUUUUUACUAUGUGGAGGUUUCUAAAUAAACAAGCCCCAGAACA
Molecule: messenger RNA, 1836 nt
Organism: Paralichthys olivaceus (Japanese flounder)
Lineage: Eukaryota; Metazoa; Chordata; Actinopteri; Pleuronectiformes; Paralichthyidae
Source: RefSeq, a predicted model, not a curated record